CGUAACCAGUCAUCAACCAUAACUAUCCUUUUACCUACUCUGAUACAGCAGCCAAAAGUCACAACACCCCAUACACUCCUUGACGAUUUCAAUAAGCUUUCGUCAAGUCCCCAACAAACAACCUCCAAUAACCUCCAUCAACAACGCAACAUCCUCAAUUCCAUCUCCAAAGACAACAACAGCGUCAGGCCGCCAUGGCCCAGUACUACUCCCAGCAGUCCUUCGGGACACCGUCCUCCCCUCAGAAUCUCCAGUUCUACCCUUCCUCCUACUCAGUUUCUGGCCACACGACUCCCUCACAAGCUUCAUACGGAAGUUACGGAGUCCCCCCAGCCCAGGCACAAGCAUAUCCUGCCUCAAACGGGAGCGCCGCUGGCUAUGGCGGAUUCGGUGCUGGUCCUAGUCAAGGCGUCUCAGGACGGAUGGGCGACCAAGGCGGAUUGAGGACAGGAUGGCUUGCUGCUUUUGGCACGGAGGGGUAUGAUGGAGAGCCGCCUUUGCUGGAGGAGCUAGGCGUGAACUUUGAUCACAUCCAAAGCAAGACAUUGACAGUCCUCAACCCCUUCGCCCGGAUAGACCAGCAUCUAAUGGACGACAGCGAUCUCUACGGCGCAAUCCUCUACAUCCUGCUCUACGGCACGUUUCUAUUAUUUUCCGGAAAAGUGUUCUAUGGCUACAUUUACGGGGUAGCGGUAUUCGGCGCGCUCGCUCUCCAUCUCAUCUUGAGUUUGAUGUCUCCUUCCCUCGACGCCGGCGGAUCAUCGCCGAUCCCCAACGCCGCAGACCCGACCAACUACGACCCUCACACCAAACCACCGGGUUCGUCUGGCGGAAGCGAUGGCGUGACAGGGCAUUUCUCAGCGACAUUGACGUUUCCAAGGUCGGCAAGUGUGUUGGGGUAUUGUUUCUUGCCGCUGGUGUUGACCAGUCUGAUUGGGAUUUUGAUUCCGAUGGAUACUAUGUUUGGGUAUCUGCUCACGUCGGCGGCUGUGGGGUGGUGUACGUAUAGUAGUUCGGGGAUGUUUUGUGCUGUGGGUCGUAUGCGUGGCAUGCGAGGCUUGGUGGCAUAUCCGUUGGCGCUGUUUUAUGUGGUGUUUGGGAUUAUGGGGAUCUUUUCGUCGCGGGGAAGCGGGACGUUGGCUGCUAAGACGGGGUCUUUCUAAAUGGGUUUUGUUGUUCGAAAUCGGCUGGCUCCUGUCGUGCAGUACAGUUAUACUGGUAGUGGACGUUAAUGACCCUAAAGGUCAGGUUAUGUACGGGCAAUGUUGUUGUCGUAGUUGUAUUUUGUCACGGCUGUAUGAAAUAUGAAAUAAUGGCU
This is a messenger RNA of Talaromyces proteolyticus, 1318 nucleotides long. RefSeq names its product putative Golgi membrane protein. Gene Ontology annotation, cellular component: trans-Golgi network; membrane. NCBI's taxonomy places the organism in Eukaryota, Fungi, Ascomycota, Eurotiomycetes, Eurotiales, Trichocomaceae. The record is from RefSeq and is a predicted model, not a curated record. The coding region runs from base 195 to 1163 and encodes 322 amino acids. The transcript has 2 exons. Gene Ontology annotation, biological process: endoplasmic reticulum to Golgi vesicle-mediated transport; vesicle fusion with Golgi apparatus.